GUAAUGAUACCACAUCCUGCUGGUUUUAUUGCCGAUUGGGUGAAAGGCUUGUAUCAACCACAAUGGGUGAUUAGUAGCCUAAUUAGUCAGUCAUAUAGAUGUAACAAUAACGKUUUCAGUGCGAUUUUGUAAUGGAAACUAAGUGGUUUGUUUAUUUUGCUACAAUAAACUGUUUCUCCAUGCAUACAACCAAGGGAACAUUUUGGUCGGCCAACAGCCAUUCAUGUUUACAAUUAUAGGAUAGAGGUUAAAUCUGCAGCGUUACCAAACACGCCCAAAGAAGCUUGGUGCGGUCAAACAUUGUCAAAGAAAAUAGUUUAUAUUUCAGGUGAUAAUGUCUCGAGUUCUUAUAGUUGGUGCAGGUUUGACAGGCAGUUUAUGCGCUUGUCUUCUGCGAAGAGAAAUGCCAAACAAAGUUAUUGUUGUCUGGGAUAAAUCGCGAGGAGCAGGAGGAAGGAUGUCCACCAGCAGAAGUCCGUCUGAUGCCUCCUGUAUAGUUGAUCUUGGUGCACAGUACAUUACUGCCACGACAUACUAUGCCAAAAUGCAUCAAAACUUCUAUGAAGAGCUGCUGGCCCAUGGUGUUCUGAAGCCCCUGGUUUCCUCUGUGGAAGGGGAGGUGAUGAAGGACGGAGGCCAUAAAAACUAUGUCAGUCCAACAGGAGUGUCCGCCAUCGUCAAACAUUUCCUUAAGCAGUCAGCAGGGGCAGAGGUGUUCUUUGACCACCACGUUACCCACAUCUACCAGAAGGGCGCCAUCUGGGAGGUGUGUCGGAAGGGCGGGGCCCCGGAGCAGUUUGACGCCGUGGUCCUCACUAUGCCAGUACCGCAGAUCCUACAGCUGCAAGGAGACGUGGGCUCCUUGCUAGAGAAGAGUCAGCGGCAGCAGCUUGAGGCGGUGAGCUAUUCGUCGCGCUAUGCGCUGGGCCUCUUCUACAAAGCCCAGGCUCACAUCGACGUCCCCUGGGCCGCCAAGUACAUCUCCAAUAAUCCCUGCAUUCGCUUCAUCGCCAUUGACGAUAAAAAGCGCAAUUUAGAAUCCCCUGAGUGCGGUACCUCCAUGGUGGUUCACACCAGUGUUCCCUUUGGUAUCAAACACCUGGAGGAGGCAAAGGAGCAGGUGGAGCCUCUCAUCCUGGAGGAGCUGAACAAGCUGCUGCCCGGCUUGCCACAGCCCGACAGCAUCAAAUGCCAGAAGUGGAGAUACUCGCAGGUGAGGAGCUCGGUGGCCGACUGCCCGGGGCAGAUGACGCUGCUGUCCCAGCCUCUGUUGGUGUGUGGGGGCGAUGGCUUCACGCAUUCCAAUUUCGACGGCUGUAUCGAGUCUGCCCUGAAGGUGUUUGACGUUCUGAAGCACUCUCUCUGAUGCCGCCUUCUGGGGUUGGGAGAAUAGUGUGGUGGGGUUCUAUGUGUACAGCAUGUUAGCCCAGAGAGGGUGGCAUGAAACUGAUCUGUUUUACAGAUUCCAUCCAUCCACA
Molecule: messenger RNA, 1478 nt
Organism: Salvelinus sp. IW2-2015
Lineage: Eukaryota; Metazoa; Chordata; Actinopteri; Salmoniformes; Salmonidae
Gene: rnls
Product: renalase, FAD-dependent amine oxidase
Cellular component (GO): extracellular region
Molecular function (GO): oxidoreductase activity, acting on NAD(P)H
Source: RefSeq, a predicted model, not a curated record